Colletotrichum karsti is the source of this 1539-nucleotide messenger RNA. RefSeq lists its product as uncharacterized. Gene Ontology annotation, molecular function: glycosyltransferase activity. The record is from RefSeq and is a predicted model, not a curated record. Bases 1 to 1539 code for a protein of 512 amino acids. NCBI's taxonomy places the organism in Eukaryota, Fungi, Ascomycota, Sordariomycetes, Glomerellales, Glomerellaceae. Gene Ontology annotation, cellular component: membrane. The transcript is spliced from 2 exons.
AUGUUAUCCCGCCGCGCCCUCACCGUCCUCGCCCUCGUCACGGUCACUGCCGUCGUCUUCCUCGUCUCCUCGAGAAGACUCGGCGCCGACUGGGCAAUCGAAGGCCCCAACUAUCACCCAUUCCAGCAAGGCCAUGGUCCCGCGCCUCCGCCAGGGAGCUCUCCGAGCGCCGGCCCCGGUGGACGCCCUCCUCCCCCGGGCCCUACAGGACCUACAGGAGGAAAGCCCGUCCAAGAAGACGACGCCGCCGCCCAGCACAACGUGACGAACCAAGACAUCCCGUACCGCCCUCACGAUCCCGUCUGCGAUACCUUCCCCGACACGAGCAACAUCCUCGUCAUCAUGAAGACGGGCGCCACCGAGUCCUUCGACAAGGUCCCCACUCAGCUCAUGACCAUGCUCAAGUGCCUGCCCGAGUUCUUCAUCUUCUCCGACCUCGAUCAGACCAUCGCAAACUACCACGUUCGCGACAGUCUCGACAGUGUUCUCCCCGACGCCAUGGACGGAAACAAGGAUUUCGACCUCUACCGCCGCCAGAAGGCCUGCCAAGCCGACCAGCAAAGCUGCAACAAGCUCGCCGAGUCCAAAGACGAGGGCUGGAACCUGGACAAGUACAAGAACGUCCACAUCGCCGAGAAGACGUACAACAUGCGUCCCAACUACGACUGGUACGUCUACAUCGACGCCGAUACCUACGUCUUGUGGCCUACCCUCGUCCAGUGGCUCAAGAAGCUCGACCCCAAGAACAAGCACUAUCUUGGCAGUGUCACCAUGAUUCGCAACUUUGUCUUUGGCCACGGCGGAUCCGGUUACAUCAUCUCUCAGGCUGCCCACCACGACAUGAUUGCGGGCAAGCACAAUGUCGGCAACCAGUGGGACGUCCGCGCCAGCAAGGAGUGCUGCGGUGAUUACAUCUUUGCCCUGGCCAUGAAGGAGAACGCCGACGUCAACGUUCACAAUGUGUGGCCUACCAUCAAUGGCGAGAAGCCCUUCACGCUUCCCUACGGCCCGACGCACUGGUGCCACCCCAUCGUCACGAUGCACCACAUGAACGCCGAAGAAAUCUCCUCCUUCUGGGAGUACGAGCACAAGCGCUACUCCGACAAGAGCCUCCCGAACCCGCCGCCCGUCACGCGUAUCAAGGAUAUCUACUUCGAAUUCUUCGCACCAAAGAUGCAGCCUGAACGCGCCGACUGGGACAACGCCGCCGACGACCGCUUCUAUCUCGACGAGUCCGCCAACAAGCAUCAGGACUGGCAACUCAACCGCGCCAAGUUGGAUGAUUUGUCACCCGAGGAGAAGGACGCGCACAAGUCGUUUGCUCAGUGUCGCAAAGCCUGCGAAGUCGACGACGCCUGCUUCUCCUUCCAGCACAGAGACGGCGUCUGCGGCUUCAGCUGGGCCUGGAAGCUGGGCCACCCGGUGAAGAAGGAAUCCCAGGAGGAGAAGCGCCUGAUGUCCGGCUGGGACGUACGCAAGAUCAACGCCUGGAUCGAGAAGCAGGGCGAGUGCGGUCCCGUCAAGUGGCCCGAUGUCUGA